This is a messenger RNA of Dufourea novaeangliae, 3830 nucleotides long. It is a transcript of the gene Ge-1, whose product is annotated as enhancer of mRNA-decapping protein 4. Gene Ontology annotation, biological process: deadenylation-independent decapping of nuclear-transcribed mRNA. The record is from RefSeq and is a predicted model, not a curated record. Gene Ontology annotation, cellular component: P-body. Gene Ontology annotation, molecular function: protein binding. Bases 212 to 3409 code for a protein of 1065 amino acids. NCBI's taxonomy places the organism in Eukaryota, Metazoa, Arthropoda, Insecta, Hymenoptera, Halictidae. The transcript is spliced from 9 exons.
GGCCUGUUUUUCUGACAAGUGGCUGAUGGCCGCCUGACAUUUCUCUUUCGUUAAUUUUAUUGAAUUAUGAUUCACGGGACACGUUAAUCAUUCCCAUAAAUGAAACGCUAAUACACGCGUCGUUUCUUCCAGCAGACGAUCAAUCGCCAGGAACGAUUUUUCAAUCGGGCAAAUUUUCCAUAAGAAAGGGCACGCAGUAGCAUUUGGCAAAAUGAUCAAAACAGGCGAAGAUAACCUAAGGCAUCUUCACUGUAAUCAAACAGUAGAAUUCAGUGGACAAGAAGACCAAUAUUCAGUGGAAUUAUAUGGGAACGAUGUUACUGUCAUUCCUUCAUCCGGAGGUCACAAUCAUGGUAGUUCAAAGGUGAAGAUAAAAAAUAUUGUUGAUUAUUCAUGGGAUGUUAACCUUUACCCAAACCAGUUACUGGCUGUUCAUAUGUCUGGGAAAUAUUUAGCUUAUGGAAUAACAGUUGCUACUGGAGGAGGUAGAGUCAGAGUUAUGUAUCAAGAAUUAGAACAGAGAGCACUAUUAAGGGAAAUGCGUGCUCGAAUACAAGACUUGGCUUUUGCACAUGUUUCAAAUGUUAUUUUAGCAUGUGUCGAUUACUUGGGAAAUCUUUUUAUAUAUACCAUUGAAUCAACACCAUCUGAAUUGUUAUGUAAUUUAUUAUUACAAGUGGAUGCAGAACCUAGUGUUUAUCAUCGUGUGAUAUGGUGUCCUUAUAUACCUGAAGAUGUGUCAUCCGAUGGAGAUGAAGUAUCAAAACUCUUAGUUUUAAUACGUGGUUCAAAGGCAGAGUUGUGGUCAGUUAAUACCGUUACAUCAAGAUUCAGAUCAAUAGAGGCAACUGAUCCGGCAGCAAAGGAAAACGGAGGCAUGUUUGAAAUUGAUGAACAUUCUGGUACAAUCAUUGAAGCAACUUUUAGUCCUGAUGGCACAGCUUUAGCUACAGCCAGUUCUGAUGGAGAAGUGAAAUUCUUCCAAGUUCAUUUGCAUGACAAUUCUCAUGGGAAUCAAGUUCGACCACGUUGUUUGCACCACUGGAGACCACAUGGUGGACGUCCAAUCUCAUGUCUAUUCUUCCUGGACGAUCACAAAACAUACCAUCCUGACGUACAAUUUUGGAGGUUUGCUGUAACUGGAUGUGACAAUAAUACAGAAUUAAAAGUAUGGUCUUGUGAAUUAUGGACUUGUCUGCAGACCAUAACAUUUGCACCAACACCUUCUACUGGCAAAUUGCCUGUUUUAAAAGCAGCUUUAGAUCCUAGUGCGGGAUACCUUUUAUUAUCAGAUUUAUUCAAUAGAGUUCUCUAUAUAUUAAGUCUGACAAAAGACAAUGGAGAAGCAUCAGCAUCUGUAAGUACAAUAUCACAGUUACUUCUACCAUAUCCGAUACUGUGCUUUGGGAUCGUUGACGCUGGUCUGCGCAAAAUACGUUCCACUGGUGGAUCAUUAGAAGACUUGCGGCCUUGUGAAGAAGAAGCCGACGAGCAACUAGUUAUCAAAAUGUAUCUAGUCCAACCAAGGUCGCUACAAGAGUGUCACAUUGCCUUUAAACCUGUCUCUGAAACGAAUAAUAAGUGUCUUAUGGACACGCUCGCCCGUGAUGCACUGGAGUGUUCCGAAGACUUCCCGGAAAUGGGAACUGCCAAUCACAAUGGAAUUGCUGGAGAAAACUGCGAAGAAGAUCGCUCGUUAUCCGCUACGAUUGAAACAGCGGCUAAUCAUAAUGCUGGAUUAAAUUUAAUGACACCUGAUGCAUUUAGUUCGCCAGCUAAAAAAGAAAAUAAUGAACUGGAUUCUCGAUCUGGUAGUCCAGAACUAAGUAAAGGCCUAGCCGCUAGUCCUUCCCUGGCGCAAGCUGUACAAGCUCUAAACGCAGCAGAACCUCCACUGGUAACCAGCGAGUUAGAAGAACAAGCUCCGGCUAGCAGUGGUAGCAGUCCAUCCAGAGAGGUCCGAGAUAUUCUAUCUCUUACGAAAUUAGAUGAAGAACCGGAGGUUGAGAAUAAACCUGAUGUCACCGACACGGCUGAUGGAGAUUGGUCUAAUAUUCCUAGGGUGUUAUUGAAAGACGUGAGCAGGCAUGCGAUGCAGGAGGCCGAGGAUUACACGGGUGAAGAAGAGAAAAGAACAAAAUUAAUAAACGAAUCGAAAUCUGCAACACAUACCUCGGGAGGUGUUAAAUAUAUAUAUGAAACAACAAACGAAUUCAAACAUGGCUUAGUAGAUAAAUUAGAGGUCAUUAUAGACUUGAUACAGGAAGCACGAGCAAGUUUGAGGAUGUUAUACGCAGAAAUUACUAAACAAGAAACAUCUAUCUCGGAUCGAAUAGAAUCUACUCUAGCUUUAGCUAACCAACAGCAAAAAGAUUACGAACAAAUAUUGUACAGUUUAAUAAAACUUGAAACAGCGAUUAAGGAUAAAAUUGAAAUCACCAUGCCGCGUGUCAUCAAAGACACAGUGGAACCAUUGAAGCAUCAGCUUAGAUUAGAUACCGCUCGAAUGGAUGAACUUUUAAAAGAAAAUUUAACCGAGUUAAUUAAUAGCGCUCAUGUCAAGGAUACACUCGCAAUAGCGGCAGCGAAUGCGGUGAAACCAGCACUAGAUAUAGCAUUUAAGGAAGCUUUCACUAACGUUCUCUUACCUGGCAUGGAGAAAGCGUGUCAGACAAUGUUUAGACAAGUACAAGACUCCUUUGCCAGAGGUACACAAGAAUAUCUCCAAAGUGUAGAAGCAAUUAUAGAUAAGCAAUAUCAACAACGAAAUAAACAACAGAGCGAGGCAUUGUCUGGACUAGUUCGUGAAGAAUUACAAGCUGAACUGAGCAGAGGUUUAACUUCUCUGCAAGAAGGAACACUACAUACAAUUCGCGAAUCCAUUAGGGAUAAUUUAAAUCAUCAAUUAAACGAGAUCACGAAUGCACGUUCAAGAGCAACUACUCCUGCUAUACCAGUACCUGCUGUUGCCGACGCUCAAUCACGGGUUAUGUCCCUUCUCCUGAGAGGACAAUUAAAUGCUGCCUUUCAACAAGCUUUAAGCGCAAGUGAUUUAGGAUUGGUAGUUCUAGUUUGUGAAAAGACUGAACCCGCCAGAGUAUUUUCUUGUCCUGUAGGACCAGAUCAAGGUCCUAGAUGUAUUUUACAACAACCUGUAAUACUUUCACUUGUGCAACAAUUAUCUGCAGACUUAGGUCACCGUACAGAACUCAAGCACAGGUGGCUUGAAGAGGCAAUAUUAAACUUAGAUCCUAAUAAUCCAGUCACGCGAGAGCACAUGGGUACCGUAUUAAUGACCUUGCAAAGUCAAUUGGCCGCAUUUAUCGCAGCUAAUCCUAAUCACAGUUCUACUCGGCGUAUGAAAAUGUUGGCAAUGGCUGCACGCGCACUGUUGAAUCAACAUCCUUAAUGUCACAUACGUUUAGAGUAGGACGUAUUCUUUGUCGGGUAUAGAUGAAACAACUGUGUGAUAUUCUAUGUAUUUAAGAAUGACAUUUUUAUCAUUAACAUUAAAGUACGGAGCAACUCCUUUGACGUAUUCAAGACCCAGCAACUCUCCUUACCCAUUCAGUAGGUCUUCCCUAGUCGUUUUCACAGUUUUUAGUUCUCAAUGCAUGUCCUACGUAAUCAUUUAUUUUUUAAUAUUGAACGUGUAUCACACUAGUGAUACAUCUUAAUGGUAGGAAGGUGAGGAAUAUUGGUCUUAGUAAUGCUAAUGGAUUUGCUCCAUACUUUAGCACAUCUUUUGUAUUCAUGAGUAAACUCAUCUUGUACUAGUAAUAAUAUAUCACAGUACCAUUCUGAUUACUUUUAAUAUUAUAAAUUGGAGA